Messenger RNA from Linderina pennispora, 1201 nucleotides. RefSeq lists its product as uncharacterized. The record is from RefSeq and is a predicted model, not a curated record. The coding region runs from base 432 to 959 and encodes 175 amino acids. Gene Ontology annotation, biological process: mitotic cell cycle. Gene Ontology annotation, cellular component: mitotic spindle; DASH complex. The transcript has a single exon. Lineage: Eukaryota; Fungi; Kickxellomycota; Kickxellomycetes; Kickxellales; Kickxellaceae.
CACGCGGGCUGCUCACUUUUGGGUGCAAACAGUGAUGGAUUCUGAAUGCAGCUACUGUGCCAGUGUCACAGGCUAUUGCAGGCGAGUGAAGGCAUGCACGGUGUGCGCGGGCUUGGCCAUCCGUCAACGCGUCGCUCGUGUGGUGGUCUGCGCGGGUGGGUCUGUGAACGCGCUCUCAAUGAUACCAAAAUGCUCGUGUUUUUGGGCACGACCUGGAUUGGCGCCUUUUCUCUUCCUAAAAAAAAUCUUUUCGCUUCUUACUUUUGUCUAAUCUCUUCGCAUUCACCAGGCAAAUGAGCACGGCCAACGACAGCAUUCUUGACGAAAGCUACGUGGAAGACAAUGCGAUAACAACGCCGCGCUCUGCCACCAGCGAACCAGCCGAUGCCGAAUUAGAAGAACUGCGCAGUGUGCGUCGCGCGCUCAGCAAAAUGAACCAGGGCCUCGAGAACGUACAGCACCAGCUAAAGUACUUCAACAGCAAUGUGGGCCAGACCACGCAGCUUCUGGACGCCUGGGUGCGCAUACUGUCGCAGACCUCGCACAACCUGUCGUUCCUGGCAAAUGACGCAUGGCAGGGCGGCAGCAAGGACACAGAAAAGCUGGCGGAGCUGGCGCAGCGUGACCUUGAGCGCCAGGAGGAGGAGAAGCGGAGGGAGCGGGAGGAGGCCGAGCGCCGGGAGAAGGAGGCUGCCGAGGAGCUGGAGAGGAAGAGGCGGAGAGCAGAGGCUCUUGCGAGCCACCAGCAGAACCCAAGACGGCCGCCUGUGCAUGCGGGGAUUCGGCCAGGAAGCCGCGGCCUGCCACGGCCAGCCGGCACAGGUGCUGGUAGCAGGAUUGGCAGGGGUGGAGGUGUUGCGAGCGGACGUGGACGGGUGCGUGGGCGUGGCCUCAGCAGAGGCGUGCGUGGGCGCGCCUUGCCCUCGGACGUGCGGAGCCGGAUCCAGCCACCAAAGUAGGCAUAUCUUUUUCGUGAUAUAGACAUGCGCUUGUGUAUAUUCUCUUCGCUUAUGAAGUACAGUUGGAAAGCUUUUGUGGCUAUGGUAGUGUCUAGUGAAUGUGUGACUACGCAGCUGUCGGGUUGUUGGUGGCCAGCAGAGCAAUGUCGUUGCCCACUGCGACCAGGUCUGGGUCAAUUGCAGAGGCGCCAAUACUGUCCAGUCUCUGCGGCUCAAAGACAUUCUCCGCGCCGUGGCCCGCA